ACUCCCGCAUGGUAGCUGGAGCGGCAAACGACUGCUUAGGGAUUUGAAGCCAGGUGUCCUAACUUCCUCCAUGGGCGCUCAGCCUGGAGAACCUCAGAACCCUUGCUCCAGGAUCCAGACGCUGUUUAGGAGGGUCAAGACCUUACUCAUCAAAGCCCCGCCUCCCCCACCACCUCCACCCCCACCCCCAUCCUGGAACCCUGGCUGUACACACGUGUAUGAAUACGUGUUUGGACACAUGCAUGACAACAACCUUGACCAUCUCCUGUCACAGCAGGUGCUGGACACAGGAGAGCAGCUGAUGGUCCCUGUGGAAGUCCUGGAAGUGGAUAACGAGGGGGCCUUGUGGAAGUUUCUGCUCUCGGGAGCUAUGGCUGGGGCGGUGUCUCGCACAGGCACGGCACCUCUGGACAGAGCCAGAGUGUACAUGCAGCUACUCGGGAGACUGAGGCAGGAGAAUUGCCUGAACCAGGGAGGCGGAGGUUGCAAUGAGCCGAGAUCCCCCCACUGCACUCCAGCCUGGGCAAUAGAGUCUACUCCUCCAAGACGAACUUCACCAACCUGCUGGGGGGGCUACAGAGCAUGGUCCAGGAGGGAGGCUUCCGCUCCCUGUGGCGGGGCAACGGCAUCAACGUGCUCAAGAUUGCUCCUGAGUAUGCCAUCAAGUUCUCCGUAUUUGAGCAGUGCAAGAAUUACUUCUGUGGACUACAAGGGUCCCCGCCCUUCCAGGAGCGUCUCCUCGCUGGUUCCCUGGCUGUGGCCAUCUCCCAGACCCUCAUUAACCCCAUGGAGGUGCUGAAGACACGGCUGACCUUGCGACGGACGGGCCAGUACAAAGGGCUGCUGGACUGCGCCAGGCAGAUCUUGCAGCGGGAGGGCGCCCGCGCCCUUUACCGUGGCUACCUGCCUAAUAUGCUCGGCAUCAUCCCCUAUGCCUGCACCGACCUGGCUGUCUAUGAGAUGCUCCAGUGCUUCUGGCUGAAGUCAGGCAGGGAUAUGGGGGACCCCAGUGGCCUGGUCAGUCUGUCAUCUGUGACGCUAUCCACGACCUGUGGCCAGAUGGCCAGCUACCCACUGACUCUAGUGCGCACCAGGAUGCAGGCCCAAGAUACCGUGGAGGGCUCAAAUCCCACCAUGCGCGGAGUCCUCCAGCGGAUCCUGGCCCAGCAGGGCUGGCUAGGGCUGUACCGAGGCAUGACCCCCACGCUACUGAAGGUCUUACCAGCAGGUGGCAUCAGCUAUGUGGUGUACGAAGCCAUGAAGAAAACCCUGGGCGUAUAGGCUGUGAGCUGGACGACACAGCCUAGGCAGAAAUGGGACAGGAGGACCUGAUGACCCCGGCCCCAAAGAGCCCUCAAGGCCUCAAGGCUCAGGCCCUGGAGCAGUUGUUGGUGGCAAAAGCAGGCUGGGGCUGGGGUGGGGGUGGGGCGCUGGGUCAGAAGAUUCCUGAGGCUGGGAUUGGUAGGUGGGGGGUGGUGCUGCGUCAGAAGAUUCCCGGGGUUCCCUCCCCGGGGUGCAGCCUGAGACAAGAAACGUGGACUCCAGGCUGGCUCCUUGUGGGUCGUCCUGGCUCCAGGGCGAAAUGGUGAACAUGUCACACAACAAGGAAUAAAGAGAUGUUUUUUGCUGAA
Molecule: messenger RNA, 1631 nt
Organism: Rhinopithecus roxellana (golden snub-nosed monkey)
Lineage: Eukaryota; Metazoa; Chordata; Mammalia; Primates; Cercopithecidae
Gene: SLC25A41
Product: solute carrier family 25 member 41
Exons: 8
Coding region: 583-1281 (232 amino acids)
Biological process (GO): transmembrane transport
Molecular function (GO): ATP transmembrane transporter activity
Source: RefSeq, a predicted model, not a curated record